AUGCUCUUCUCGAAGACGUUCGGUCGGCUGGGUUCCAUCAUCGGCUCUCGGCCGCUUACAUUUUUUAUCGCUAGCCUCGUCGUAUUUGUAUUAUCUAUCGUAUUCCUCUUGAUACUACCUCCAAAAGUUCGACUCAGUUUCGACAAUGGCUACACAACUCCCGAUGCACCCUCUAUACGUGAGCUUCAGACCCAAGUCGACUUUUUUGGAAAUCGAGGUAAACCAUGGUAUAUGGCACUGUUCGCCGAGCCUCGAGACCAAGAAAAGGGUUCCAUGAUAGAAUCCAAUGAAUUUGAUGAGUUUAAAGUGUUUUAUAGGAAUAUCAAAAAGAAUAUUGUUAUACGAACGGAGGGAGAACGCAAUAUUACCUACAUGGAUUACUGCGCAAAUACUUGUGAACUCAAUGAUCAAGUCUUUAAGACUGUCGCACUGGCUUGGUUUGGUAUGCAAUGGCCGGAGACGUCUAUUUUCAUGUAUAAAUCAAAUAUCGGAAAGUAUUUCUUUUUAAGAGAAAUGAAGGGUAAUGACUUGGUCCGUUCUCGUCUAUCGGCCCUUUACUUCCUAUCCUUUAUAAAUGGCUCACAAGCAGCUGACGAUCUACGAACAUACGAAGCAAAAGUGGCAGAGUAA
Messenger RNA from Haemonchus placei, 630 nucleotides. Lineage: Eukaryota; Metazoa; Nematoda; Chromadorea; Rhabditida; Trichostrongylidae. The record is from the annotation of a GenBank genome assembly.